CGUCUGUGAUGCAUUCAGGGACGAGCGGGCGUCAGACCUGGACCUCCGCUCCGCGCGGCAGCAGAACCAGCGGAUCACAUGAUUUCGAGUCUUUUUGCGUUUGGUUUCUUUGACGACUCCACCGCGGCUGCUGCAGGGGGAAACGUUCAGCGAUGCGGACCACAGACCUGAGGAUUUAAGAGGAAAUAAAAGCGCCAUCAGCCCGCGGUUCAUCUGUCAAGUGUGGACUGAACCAGCGGUGCGGAUCCUGGACCCAUCUGGGCUGACUCAGUCCAUGUGGACAGCCCUCUCCUAAAAUGUGACACUUCUCGAACCGCAUCACCAGAAACAGCUCUGCAUCGUCCUUGUUUUGUUUACAUCGAUUAAGACAUGGCACUUCUCCGGGUUCUUCUCCCACUGCUGCUGCUGAGUGUUUCCCACCUUGCUAGCAGUCAAGACCUUGACAGCUCAGAGGAUCUCCCCAGAGGCUGCGGCUGGGGCAUUGUGCGACCCUACACACUUCUCUGUGACCUGGACUCCAUAUGGGGGGUGGCUGUGGAGUCGGUGGCUGCUGGCGGAGCUCUGACCGCCAUCUUACUGGCCUUAGUCCUCCUUUGCCGUUUACGCCACAUAAGUGAGGGCGAAAAGCGCAGUGGAGUGGGACCCAUCCUCCUGCUUCUCCUCGGGGUCCUGGGUCUCUUUGGUCUGAGCUUUGCAUACCUGAUUGAACAGGAUGAGUCACUGUGUUUGAUCCGCAGGGCCCUUUGGGGUCUGCUUUUUGCUGUCUGCUUCUCCUGUUUGCUGGUCCAGGGUGUUCGUUUGCGCAGAAUCGGUCGGGAGCGCCGAAGCCCCGGGGGCUGCGCCCUGACGGGCCUGGCACUGGGUUUGAGCGCAGUGCAGGGCAUUAUUGCUGCUGAAUGGCUUCUUCUCACUGUGCUCAGAGAGGGACGAGCUGCCUGUCAGUACCUUCCCCUGGACUUCUCACUAGCCUGCAGCUAUGUGCUGGCCCUUCUACUAGCAGCCAUGAUUGCUGCCUCCCUGGCACUUUGUGGGAAGACAAGGCAAUGGCGCUGCAAUGCCAUCUGGUUGCUGGUGGCCUGUGUCCUGUCACUGCUGCUUUGGGUGGCCUGGGUGGGCUUCUAUCUCUAUGGCAAUGAAUAUUUGGGAAGGUCCCCUGACUGGAAUGACCCAGCGUUGGCCAUCGCUUUAGUCGCUCAGGGCUGGCUCUUGCUGAUCUUCCACGCCAUUCCAGAAUCCCACAUUUGCCUGAGACCCCCACCACAACCCACUGCCCCAGAUUACUUUGACACUUCCCAGAACUCCACGCGGAUGAGGGAGACAAGCUUUGAUGAAGACAUCCCACUGUCUCACAGGCAGUUUGUGGAGAACCAGGGUUAUGGAUACAACGACGAGAACACUGCAGGCCUGAGGAGUGGUGGCGGUGCUGGGCAGCAUAACAGCAGCGGGGGCGCCAGACCCAGCGCACCAUUUCGCAGCAACGUCUACCAGCCCACUGAGAUGACCAUGAUCCUGAACGGGGGAGCGGUGAGUACAUCCUCCCAGUCACAGGUUCCCUCAGCCCCGCCCACCUACACCGGGAGGCAGUUGUGGUGAGCAGAAAGUGGAGGAAAUUCUAUUGUACACAAGGAUACAAAGGAGAAGGAAGCGAGGAUGGGGAGGGAAGAGAUCGGAAUGAGGGUCCAGCCUGGUUGGAAAGAACUAAAACUCCGACACCAACGGGAUCCUUCCCUUCUGUGUAUAGACACUUAUAACACUGACUACGUGCCAAUCAACUACUGUACGAGUGUGUGUGUGUUUGAGAGAGAGAGAAGUGUUUGGAGGACAGAGCCAAAGUCUUCUUGGGAACAAAAUUCUCCAGAAGGUCUUUAAAAACUUGAACCAGCAAGUAGCAAAAUACACCACACGCUGACUUGGAUCGGAACAAACAUCUGCUUUGACUACAGCACUGUAAGCACCCUUGAAACUGUGAAAUCUGUCAAUCGCUCUCUUCCUUUCGAUCAGGAAGUCUUUUCCACUGCUUCCUGAGUAGUUGGUGGAAACAUUUUGGCUCUGUCCUCCAUCCAUCUGGAGUAAAGAUAGCACAUGGGGGCUUGUACAGCUAAAGCAGUGCCCGCUUAAAAAUAAUCCAGCAGGUGUGAGCAGGGUAUGGGAGUGUGUGUGUGCUCGGAUUGUGCGACCACAUCCAUGAACACUUCCUAAUUUCUCUGCACUGUCUGAAUAUAUGACUCACCUCUCAUGCAUGGACACAUAAGAAACAUGGGAUGCAGUAGAGGAGGAAAGGAUGCUCAUUGGACGAUGCAAACGCCACUCAAAAGCGGGACGCUGCAGGUUCAUGAAUCUAGGUCAAACAUCUUCAGUGGACUGAACCGGCCGGAAGAAAACUGUCACUUUAUCUCAGUGGGAAACAGAGCGAGGAAACGAGUCCAAUUCUUACUUCCUUAGUCUGUGUUUGUGUACGUCGCAAAUCUGGACUCAACAUUUCUGUCACUCCUGUCUUUUGGUGCUAAAUCUGUCUGUUAUUACUCUUCCUCAGUGCGGAACAGAGAUGCAGACGCUUAGUGACAAAGAACGUGAGGAUCUAUAAUUAGACAGGAUUCACACGGCAAGUUAGAAAGACAGAGAUCAGGUAUAAGCUUAUGCUGAGGACUGAAGGAUGAGGCGAGGUAAGGAGGGAGGGGGCUUCAGGAAAAGGAUGCAGGAGAUGUAUCAUUUGUUUGGCAUCAUUUUGACCGCCUUCCCCGGAACAUCACUUUCCAUUCGACCUCAAAAACGCUUUCAUAAAAUUUUCAAAUACAAAAAACAGCAGACCGCUGUGGUGAAUGCUGCUGACACAUUUCUUGCUGUUUCAUUCACAAUAUAUAAUUCAUGGGCAUAGAUGGGAAGCUGCCAGGCUAAGCAUCAGCCCCUCAAGGACCAUGGCUCAAGUCCCUGCCCCGGGUUGAGUUUAAGUAUCUAGGGGUUUUGCUCACAAGUGAUCACACAUCCUCAGUCAUGUGCAGGGUGAAGAAAGAGCUAAGCUCUUGCCAUAGAAACAGGGUGAGAAGUUGAACCAUUAGGGAUCUCCAUCGAGAGAGUCAAGAGUUGAGGCAUGUCUCCCUUGCGAGAGAUCCAGGAUUGGGAGGAGGCCUCGGGGCUUGCCCUGGACACACUGAAGAGACUAGUUCUCUCAGGUGGCCUUUGGCUCAGGAAGUCAGAAAGUGUUGAGACAUGUGGAAUCUUGAGCUGUGCAAAAGCAUUUCCAAAAAUGUACAUGGAGUUUAUAUAUAAAGAGGUGCUCUUAAGACAGAAAGUACAGUACACCUAUCUAGAAAUCCACUGCUACGCCAUGGCACCUUUAAAUAGUAGAUGCAAAGCUACAUAAACAAAGGAAAUUGAGUCAUUUAUAGUGAAUCUCAAAUGGAAGUGCAUCGUCUCAUCCUGCCAAUUUGUGUACAUAGUCAUUUUGUACAGCUCUGCUCCUUUUUGUUAUCAUUUUUUAAAAACAUUUUUUAUGAGACACCAGCAGUUAUAUUUUUUAUCUGACUUUAUUGGCUUCAUGUAAGCUUUUAUUUAUCCCACACUGGUGUCUUCACCCAUCUAGCAGUUGUUUCUUUGCCAACUAGUUCAUUUUCACUUAAUAAAGGUGAAGGUUGGUUCUUAUUUAGACUGAAGUUCAGUUUUUGCUGUAACAGCCAUGAUGAUGAUUUAGUUUGUUGUUUUUUUUUUUCAGUUAAAGAAAAUGGCUGCAAAUUAAUUCUGGAAAUGUGCAGUACACAAUACUCAUUGUGUGGUACCUGACAUUAAUCGAUGCGAAAAUGUAUUCAGAGCUGGGCGGCAUGUACUGGUGUAACAACAUGAUAAUAAUGUAAAAUUGCUUCUUGAAUUGAACAAACAUAUUAACACAAAAGUGAACACAGUCAGAGGUGGGCAGUAAAACAAGACAGUUGACUCCGAAAAACAUAUGCAAAAACAACAACAACGAGAUAGGAAGUAGCCAAAUGAAGAACCAGAGAUGAAACAUUUAACUGCCGACAACAAGCAUUGAUGUUGAUUUUUGCUCUAGUAGACCAGAUGGAUACUGUAUGCACAUAAGAGAUUAAUCUGGUGGAGUGCAUUAUGGGAUUUGUAGGAUAAGUAGUGCGGUGCUUUAUGAAAUUAUGUAGCCGGCCCAGGUUGCACACACCUAUCCUACCCUCUACAUUCCGCUCAGCCCUGGUAAAACAGUAACAGGUUGCAACUGUCAAGUUCACGUCACGCCCACUGUGUAUUCAAAAGGAAGAGAACCAUCAGAUCAGAUUUAAUGCUGCUACAUCAGUCUCUGUGUUGGCUGCCGGUUCCACAACAUGAAGUGUCCUCAGGGUUUUGGAGAGUUCGCAUGACAGACCAAACUGUAGAGUUUCAAGUUAUGUGACUUCAUUCACUCCAUGUGAAGAACAAAAAAAAGGAAAGAUGACAUGACUUUGUUGAUUUUGCACUUGUCAACUACCUAUCUGUGCAUGCUUCUCACCAUUUCUACAUGUAAGACCUUUCUCAGAUGUACUUAUGAAGACUAACUAUUUAUGUAAGAAGUCAUGUGACAGCAAUCCUGAUUUCAGUGUUUCUCAGAUGACACAUUCAAUGUCUGUGCUUUCUUAAACACUUUAAAGAAAAAAAAAAAGAACCGGAUUGUUCUACAGUGUGCAUAAAAAUGGACUACAAGUCGGACAGUAUGGUGGAGUUUGCACAUAUGUUAGGUUUGUCACCCUCCCUGGUUUUGACUUGUCCUCUCUCCUGAGCUGUCCUGCCGUCAAGACUGUUCCACCCGGAUGCAUACGUUCUACUGGUUUUCUGAGCUGUGACUGUGCAGUGACGCAGCAUGCAUAUGUAUAAAACUUGACCCCCUCGUUAGAAAAAGAAACAAAACUGUUAACUCUUUCUGUAACCGGAAAAAAAAGUUCAAUAAAGGUGUCAUGUUUGUA
This is a messenger RNA of Synchiropus splendidus (mandarinfish), 4937 nucleotides long. It is a transcript of the gene gprc5ba, whose product is annotated as G protein-coupled receptor, class C, group 5, member Ba. The coding region runs from base 370 to 1593 and encodes 407 amino acids. Gene Ontology annotation, molecular function: G protein-coupled receptor activity; protein kinase activator activity; protein kinase binding. Lineage: Eukaryota; Metazoa; Chordata; Actinopteri; Syngnathiformes; Callionymidae. Gene Ontology annotation, cellular component: intracellular membrane-bounded organelle; extracellular exosome; plasma membrane. Gene Ontology annotation, biological process: G protein-coupled receptor signaling pathway. The transcript has 4 exons. The record is from RefSeq and is a predicted model, not a curated record.